UGGGCCAAGAAACAUCUGGGACGCAGACUGAUGGGGGACACCCUCGGGAAGGCCGAGGCUCUGAUCGUCGCGGCCUUCGCCGACCCCCCUGUCAACGCUGAGGUGGUACGCCCGGCCCAGCCCUUGCCGGUCCAGACCGCCGCCCGGGUAUCGGUGGGCACCCAUACUGACCCUACGGGCCCAGACGGAGCCCCUGGGGUGGUACGGGUUAGCAGCCCUCCGGCUCGGGUCGUCGCCCGGGUUUCGGUGGCUACCAGCACCGACGCCGUGGCUCCAGAUUGGUCUCCUGAGGUGGAUCGGGAAGCAAUCCCUCCAGCACGGGUUGCCCCGAUCUUCCUUCCUCGUCGACCGGAACCGCCCAAGGAGCAGAGGGUGGCACAGCGCCGGGACACGGACAGCGGGCCUGCCCAGGACACCCUCGGCGAGGCUCCGCCCACCCAGCUUAUUCCUGCAUGUCGCAGGAGGCUUCCUCUGGGAUCACCUGCAAGACAAGACACACAGGAGACCCCCACUCAGACCGAGGACGACGAUGACUCACCACGGGGGCCCACGGCCUCCUCGCCUCUCCUGAUCGACCUUCGGGAUGAGGAACAGGAGCGGGGGCUUUCUUCGGUGAUGUCCCCUCGUUACUCUUCCGCGACCCCCGACUGGUCCCCUCUCCAGCCUGAGACGGCAGAGGAGACGGCACCACAGGGUGAAUUUUCACCACGGGGGCCCACACUUUCCGGGGCUCCUAUGGUGGACUAUGAGGACUCACCCUUGCAGCGGACGCCUCCUCAGGAGACGCCCCCUCAGGAGAUGCUUCCUCAGGAGAGACCCGUGGACCGCCUGACCCCCUUCGUGCUGCUUCCGGUGUGCCGGGUGCGGAGGAUGACACCCGGAGAAUCGGCGCAACUCGCCAUCCUGUAA
Molecule: messenger RNA, 909 nt
Organism: Nerophis lumbriciformis (worm pipefish)
Lineage: Eukaryota; Metazoa; Chordata; Actinopteri; Syngnathiformes; Syngnathidae
Source: RefSeq, a predicted model, not a curated record